Messenger RNA from Schizophyllum commune H4-8, 1680 nucleotides. RefSeq lists its product as uncharacterized. The coding region runs from base 172 to 1392 and encodes 406 amino acids. NCBI's taxonomy places the organism in Eukaryota, Fungi, Basidiomycota, Agaricomycetes, Agaricales, Schizophyllaceae. The transcript has 3 exons. The record is from RefSeq and is a predicted model, not a curated record.
CUGGCUUCGAUUCCUUCCAACAACACCCCAUUCCCUUCGACCUAGUCCAGGCGCACAUCGAAGUUUGCAGCGGGAUUCCGUUCAAAGGAAGCACAAGCGCCGAGGGUUUGCCGAACGGAACAAGAGUUUACCUUGUCUGUGACCGUCAUCGUCUGCGACUUCCCGCAAUCCAUGGCCACGAGCGUUAAUCCACUGACUGUAAUUCGCAAUGCGUACAAGAAGCUGUCACGCGACGAGCUCGUCCUCUUCCUCAAGGUCCGCAACCUGCACACGGCGGGCACAGACGACGAACUUGCAUCGCGCCUCGCCAACCAUGACUCCCACACCUACCACUUCCUCAACUCAACCCAGACACUCCCAGCAUCCCCCUCGAUCGAUCCCUCCCCGUUCAAGCCCCGCACCACACCAGAUCUCCCCGUGGAGAUCCUGGUCGACAUCAUCGACCGCGUCGGCGACUGGGAGCUCGCCCGCGCCCUCGGCAUUCCCUCCCUACUCCCCCGCCCCUCUGACUGGACCCGCGCCCCGUGCAUGGACGAGGCCGUUCUCAGUGGCAACGUGCAGCUCAUACACGCCAUGGACCCCGCCCAGAACCCGCCCACGAAACUCGGCGCCAUCGCCGCCGUGCGCUUCGGCUACGUAAACGUGCUCGAGUACCUCCUCACGCAGCAUCGCCGCCUCUUCACCACGCUCUUUGCGGGGAACGUUAUACCUAUCAAGGCCUCGCGCCACGGGCGCACGUCGGUGCUGAACUGGUGGAAGCAUGGCUUCGAGCAGCACUCGGACAUGAUCCCGCCCCCGUCAGUGGAUGCGGUCGCCGAGGCGAUCGACGGGGCGUCGCGCAACGGGCAGGUCGCCUCCCUCGACUGGUGGUUCGACGUGUAUGGCCACCCCGUCGAGUACACGGAGGCCGCGCUCGAGUACGCGAGCGCGAAAAACCAGAUCGCUGUGCUCGAGUGGUGGAAGGAGCGCAGCAAGGCACAGGGCAUUCCGCUUAAGGUUGGGCGUGUGAUGGACAUGGCGAGCACCGCGGGGCACGUCGAGGUGCUCGAGUGGUGGGCAACGUCGCAGAUCGAGUUCAAGUACGACAAGCACGCGCUGCACCACGCCUCCUGUCACGGUCGCGUCGAGGUUUUGGAGUGGUGGCUGCAGAGCGGGCUCCAGCUUGCCUACGAUCAAGAGGUGCUGUGGGGCGCGACGCGGUACAAUCGCCCAGAGGUUCUCGAGUGGUGGGAUAAGUCCGGGCUGCCCAUUCAGUAUCGGAUGUGCGAUAUCGAGGAAGCGCUCGAGGACGCUAUCGGUGGAGGCGAGAAGGCGCGCGCCUGGUGGAGGCAGAAGGGCAUCGACUUCAACGCCAACGAUAAGGAGUGGAUGAAGCUGCAGAAUCUUCAUUGAGUUACUCCAGAUUCUCUAUUGAGUUUGCUCGUCUCGCUAUAUUCACGCAUCGCUACGAUUCUUGCACCGACGGAUCCUGGUCCAUGUUCACUACGUCUCGCUUUCAUGUGCUUUACCUUCAGCAUUCCAUAGCAUCUGUAUACACUCUGCACUUGUACCAUAUCCAUUCCAUAUUCCUUCGACGCCUUCACUCCAUGUAGACUAGUCAAAAGCGUAAGCAAGGCCAUUCUCCCUGAACAGGAAGGUGUAAAGGCGUGAAUUCCAUCACCGGCUGUGGCGCACACCGGC